ACUCUCUUCGUCUCUUCGCUCUCUCUCUCCCUCUCUCUUCUCCCUCUUUCUCCCUCUCCCUCUCUUCUGUAGAUCUCUCCGCUCCCUCUGUCGUUCCGAGGGUCCGAGGGUUUCGUCGUUGCCUCAGAUCUCGCCGUGCCUUCACUUCCGCGUAUAGGCGUCCGCUCUCCUUCUCUCUCUGCUGCUGUCUUGUUAGAUCCGCGGUUGUUUUUGCUAUCGAGCAACCAUGGCAGCCGCCAGCGCUCCGAUCACCAUGAAGGAAGCCAUAACGCUUCCGAGCAUUGGAAUUAAUCCGCAAUUCAUUACAUUCACGCACGUGACGAUGGAAUCAGAUAAAUAUAUUUGUGUCCGAGAAACAUCACCGCAGAAUAGUGUGGUGAUUAUCGAUAUGAACAUGCCAAUGCAGCCGUUGAGGAGGCCUAUUACUGCGGACUCGGCACUUAUGAAUCCCAAUUCUAGAAUACUGGCUUUGAAAGCUCAAGUUCAGGGAUCAACUCAAGACCACCUACAAAUAUUCAACAUUGAGAUGAAGGCAAAAAUGAAAUCACAUUUGAUGCCUGAGCAGGUUGUCUUUUGGAAAUGGAUAACCACUAAGACAUUGGGAUUGGUCACACAAACUGCAGUAUAUCACUGGUCCAUUGAAGGCGAAUCUGAACCGGUGAAAGUGUUUGAUAGAACAGCCAAUCUGGCUAACAAUCAGAUUAUAAACUAUCGGUGUGAUCCUUCUGAAAAGUGGUUAGUUUUGAUUGGGAUUGCACCUGGUUCACCUGAGAGGCCACAACUUGUGAAAGGGAAUAUGCAACUUUUCUCUGUGGAUCAGCAGAGGAGUCAAGCUCUUGAAGCACAUGCUGCAUCAUUUGCUCAAUUUAAACUUCCUGGGAAUGAGAAUCCUUCUACUCUUAUAUCCUUCGCCACUAAGACACUUAAUGCUGGACAGAUCACUUCCAAGUUACAUGUCAUUGAACUUGGUGCCCAGCCAGGAAAACCAUCAUUUACAAAGAAGCAAGCAGAUCUAUUCUUUCCACCUGAUUUUGCUGAUGACUUUCCUGUGGCAAUGCAGAUCUCACACAAAUAUAGUUUGAUCUAUGUGAUCACCAAGCUCGGCCUGUUAUUUGUAUAUGACUUGGAGACAGCUGCUGCUGUGUAUAGAAAUAGGAUCAGUCCAGAUCCUAUAUUUUUGACAGCAGAGGCUUCUUCGGUGGGAGGUUUUUAUGCAAUAAACAGGAGGGGCCAGGUGUUACUGGCCACUGUCAAUGAACAAACAAUUAUCUCCUUCGUCAGUUCCCAAUUGAACAAUUUAGAGCUUGCUGUCAAUCUUGCUAAAAGAGGAAAUCUUCCUGGUGCUGAAAAUCUGGUUGUCCAGCGUUUCCAAGAACUUUUUGCUCAAACAAAGUACAAAGAAGCCGCUGAGUUGGCUGCUGAAUCUCCUCAAGGAAUCCUCCGUACACCAGAUACCGUUGCAAAAUUUCAGAGUGUACCGAUGCAAACUGGUCAAACACCGCCUCUACUGCAGUAUUUUGGAACUCUAUUAACGAGAGGAAAGCUGAAUGCAUUUGAGUCAUUGGAACUAUCCCGUCUAGUUGUAAACCAGAACAAGAAGAACCUCUUGGAGAAUUGGUUGGCUGAUGACAAGUUGGAAUGCAGUGAGGAACUAGGGGACCUUGUGAAGACUGUGGAUAAUGACCUUGCCUUGAAAAUCUAUAUAAAAGCCAGAGCAACACCAAAAGUAGUUGCUGCCUUUGCUGAGCGGAGGGAGUUUGAUAAGAUUCUUAUAUAUUCAAAGCAGGUUGGAUACACGCCAGACUAUUUAUUCCUUUUGCAAACAAUUCUCCGAACCGAUCCUCAGGGAGCGGUUAACUUUGCAUUGAUGAUGUCACAAAUGGAAGGAGGUUGUCCCGUCGACUACAACACAAUAACCGAUCUCUUUCUUCAGAGGAAUUUGAUUCGUGAGGCUACUGCUUUUCUGUUAGACGUUUUGAAGCCAAAUCUACCUGAGCAUGGUUUCCUCCAGACAAAGGUCCUAGAAAUCAAUCUGGUAACUUUUCCAAAUGUUGCCGAUGCCAUAUUGGCUAAUGGAAUGUUUGGUCAUUAUGAUAGACCUCGAAUUGCCCAACUUUGUGAAAAGGCUGGACUUUAUGUGCGAGCUUUGCAGCAUUAUACAGAGCUACCAGAUAUUAAACGAGUCAUUGUGAACACGCAUGCCAUUGAACCGCAGUCACUUGUAGAGUUCUUUGGUACCUUGUCUCGUGAGUGGGCUUUGGAGUGUAUGAAGGACCUUUUGCUUGUCAAUCUCAGAGGCAACCUCCAGAUUAUUGUGCAGGUUGCAAAGGAAUAUUGUGAACAGUUGGGGGUUGACGCGUGCAUAAAGCUUUUUGAACAAUUUAAGUCAUAUGAGGGCUUGUACUUUUUCUUGGGGUCAUAUUUGAGUUCAAGUGAGGAUCCUGACAUUCACUUCAAGUACAUCGAGUCUGCUGCAAAGACAGGACAGAUUAAGGAGGUUGAACGUGUAACAAGAGAAUCAAAUUUCUAUGACCCAGAGAAAACAAAGAACUUUCUAAUGGAGGCUAAGCUUCCAGAUGCACGUCCUCUAAUUAAUGUUUGUGACCGGUUUGGAUUUGUUCCAGAUCUCACACAUUACCUUUACACAAAUAACAUGCUGCGAUACAUUGAAGGUUAUGUUCAAAAGGUGAACCCUGGGAAUGCUCCUUUAGUUGUUGGCCAGCUGCUGGAUGAUGAGUGUCCCGAAGAUUUCAUUAAAGGUUUGAUCCUCUCAGUUCGUUCUUUGCUUCCUGUGGAGCCCCUAGUGGAUGAAUGUGAAAAGAGAAACCGGUUACGGUUACUUACUCAAUUUUUGGAGCAUCUGGUGAGUGAGGGAAGCCAGGAUGUACAUGUUCAUAAUGCUCUGGGUAAAAUUAUUAUUGAUAGCAACAAUAAUCCAGAGCACUUCCUCACCACCAAUCCAUACUAUGAUUCCCGGGUAGUGGGUAAAUAUUGUGAAAAACGUGAUCCCACUUUAGCUGUUGUGGCCUAUCGACGUGGACAAUGUGAUGAUGAGCUUAUUAACGUUACAAACAAAAAUUCUUUGUUCAAACUGCAAGCAAGAUAUGUGGUUGAGAGGAUGGAUGGCGAUCUCUGGGAGAAAGUUCUUAACCCUGAAAAUGAAUAUAGAAGGCAGCUCAUUGAUCAAGUUGUGUCUACAGCCUUGCCAGAAAGCAAGAGUCCAGAGCAAGUUUCAGCUGCCGUUAAGGCUUUUAUGACAGCAGAUCUGCCACAUGAAUUAAUUGAACUUCUUGAGAAGAUCGUCCUUCAAAACUCUGCAUUUAGUGGAAACUUUAAUCUGCAAAAUCUGCUCAUAUUGACAGCCAUCAAGGCAGAUCCUUCCAGAGUUAUGGAUUACAUUAACAGACUGGAUAAUUUUGAUGGACCUGCAGUUGGUGAGGUGGCUGUGGAGGCACAACUAUAUGAGGAGGCAUUUGCCAUUUUCAAGAAGUUCAACUUGAAUGUUCAAGCUGUCAAUGUCUUGUUGGAUAACAUUCAAAGUAUUGAACGAGCUGUAGAGUUUGCUUUCCGGGUUGAAGAAGAUGCGGUUUGGAGCCAGGUGGCAAAGGCUCAACUGAAGGAAGGACUGGUGAGCGAUGCUAUUGAGUCAUUUAUCCGUGCAGAUGAUGCCACUCAAUUUCUGGAAGUCAUUCGUGCUGCCGAGGAUGCAAAUGUGUAUCAUGACCUAGUAAGGUACCUUUUGAUGGUUCGGGAGAAGGCAAAAGAACCCAAGGUGGACAGUGAGCUGAUAUAUGCCUAUGCUAAAAUUGAUCGGUUGGCUGAGAUCGAAGAAUUUAUUCUCAUGCCUAACGUGGCUAAUCUUCAAAAUGUUGGCGAUCGCUUGUAUGAUGAAGCCUUGUACGAGGCUGCUAAAAUUAUAUUUGCUUUUAUUUCUAACUGGGCCAAGUUGGCUAUCACACUUGUAAAGCUGAAACAGUUCCAAGGCGCUGUUGAUGCAGCACGAAAAGCAAACAGUGCGAAGACAUGGAAGGAAGUGUGCUUUGCUUGUGUUGAUGCUGAAGAGUUCCGUUUAGCACAGAUAUGCGGUCUUAACAUUAUUAUUCAGGUGGAUGAUCUUGAGGAGGUCAGUGAAUAUUAUCAGAAUAGAGGAUGCUUCAAUGAAUUAAUCUCUCUAAUGGAGAGUGGAUUGGGGCUUGAACGGGCUCAUAUGGGUAUCUUCACUGAGUUGGGAGUUUUGUAUGCAAGAUACCGCUAUGAGAAGCUUAUGGAGCAUAUCAAACUGUUCUCAACCAGGCUGAAUAUUCCUAAGCUUAUACGAGCUUGUGAUGAACAGCAGCAUUGGAAGGAACUCACCUAUUUGUAUAUCCAGUACGAUGAAUUUGAUAAUGCUGCAACUACCAUCAUGAAUCAUUCUCCAGAAGCAUGGGAUCACAUGCAGUUUAAAGAUGUUGCAGUCAAAGUUGCUAAUGUGGAAUUGUAUUACAAGGCCGUUCAUUUUUACUUGCAAGAGCAUCCUGAUCUUAUUAACGAUCUUCUCAAUGUGCUUGCUCUGCGUGUAGACCACACACGAGUUGUUGAUAUUAUGAAGAAGGCUGGUCACUUGCUGCUUGUGAAGCCAUACAUGAUUGCAGUUCAGAGCAACAAUGUGUCUGCUGUGAAUGAGGCCUUGAAUGGAAUAUAUGUUGAAGAGGAAGACUAUGAUAGAUUGCGUGAAUCAAUUGACCUGCACGAUAAUUUUGAUCAAAUAGGCCUUGCACAGAAGAUUGAGAAGCACGAGUUACUUGAAAUGAGACGUGUCGCAGCCUACAUAUACAAGAAAGCAGGGAGAUGGAAGCAAUCCAUUGCAUUGUCAAAGAAAGACAAUCUCUACAAGGAUGCCAUGGAGACAGCAUCACAAUCUGGCGACCGGGAACUUGCCGAGGAGUUGCUUGUGUACUUCAUUGAACAGGGAAAGAAGGAAUGCUUUGCAUCAUGCCUCUUUGUUUGCUAUGAUUUAAUUCGGGUUGACGUUGCUCUUGAACUUGCCUGGAUCAACAACAUGGUCGACUUUGCUUUCCCAUACCUGUUGCAGUUUAUCCGAGAAUAUACAGGAAAGGUUGAUGAACUUGUGAAGGACAAGAUUGAGGCUGUCAAAGAGGUCAAGGCUAAAGAGCAGGAAGAGAAGGACGUCAUUGCCCAGCAGAACAUGUAUGCUCAGUUGCUGCCUCUUGCUUUGCCUGCACCGCCUAUGCCGGGUAUGGGAGGAGGACCAGGUAUGGGAGGACCGGGAAUGCCAGGUUUUGCACCGCCACCGCCUAUGGGUGGAAUGGGGAUGCCUCCAAUGCCACCUUUUGGGAUGCCACCCAUGGGUAGCAGCUAUUAACACAUAGAAAGCCUAGCAAAAAAAGCGGGAAUCGACUAUAGAUUCUAGGGAGAGUUAAAACCUUGCAUUUAGGGGGGCUUUUCUUACCUUUAUUUUAUGCUUCUCCCAAGUUCCUCGAUGGAUGAAAAAAAUCUUGAAUUUUUGUCUUUCUGUUCCUGUGUUAUAGUGUUGUGGACUUACUUGUCUUGUAAUAUUCUUUUGGUAGCGCAGGCAUUUUUUUGGAUGUUGGUGCAGCAACCUGAGGGUUCUGUAUUUUAAGAUUUUUUUUAAUCCCCUCCACUGUAGCUUUGGCCUUUCAUCAGGAAAUGCUGUUUUUAACGACGAUAAGAAACCAGAUUCAUAGAUUAUCGUUUUUGUUUCGGCACCUUAUAUUUUAUCCGACUUUCAUUUUUGUAUCCCUUAUGGUGUGAAUAAUUCUUUUGCUCA
Molecule: messenger RNA, 5788 nt
Organism: Momordica charantia (bitter melon)
Lineage: Eukaryota; Viridiplantae; Streptophyta; Magnoliopsida; Cucurbitales; Cucurbitaceae
Source: RefSeq, a predicted model, not a curated record